Drosophila grimshawi is the source of this 2040-nucleotide messenger RNA. It is a transcript of the gene Alg1, whose product is annotated as chitobiosyldiphosphodolichol beta-mannosyltransferase. Bases 603 to 1955 code for a protein of 450 amino acids. The transcript is spliced from 3 exons. Gene Ontology annotation, molecular function: mannosyltransferase activity. Gene Ontology annotation, cellular component: endoplasmic reticulum. The record is from RefSeq and is a predicted model, not a curated record. NCBI's taxonomy places the organism in Eukaryota, Metazoa, Arthropoda, Insecta, Diptera, Drosophilidae.
ACACUCCCACUGUUUCAUUCUCAGUUAAUAUCGAUAUUACGUUAUAAACGCUGCAUAUCAUUGGACCCACAAAUAAUAUUGUAAAAUCCAUAUUGUAUGAUUAGCGUUUGUGUGAUAUGACCGAUAGCCAUCAACAGAAUUCUCUCCGCACAUUUCAGUUGCCUCUCAAAAUCGUAUGAUAAUCCAUGCAACAGCUGAUUUGUUAUGACGCUGUUAAACUUGAUUAAAUAGAUAAGCAGUUAGCAGAUGUUAAACUCAAUUCCAAACACCAUUCGCUGAUUUUCAAUUAAACUGGACACCGUCGAGAACAAUUUCUCCAUAUAAUAUUAGUGCUUAGCUAAUUUUAUACGAUAGCAGAGUAAACCAACUGUUUUUUUCAAAUAUUUUGCACAAUUAUAACAGAAACAAGACAUUGCGCACUGUUACUAACAUUAUGGCGACUGUUAAGAUUUAUGUGUGACAACAACAACAAAAACGGGCCUGAUCUAAACAAAUUCAAUUCCCACUGCAGAAAAGCAACAAGACGAAGAAGAAGAAGAAGAAAGGGCAGAAGUGCCGGGAAGAAGGAACAAGAACAAUUAACAUUUAUCUAGCUGGGGAAUAUGGUGGAGGUGCAACUGAGAAAGCGCAACGCUUGCGUCAUUGUGCUGGGCGACAUCGGACGCAGUCCACGUAUGCAAUACCAUGCGCAGAGUCUGCUCGAGGACAACUACAAUGUGGACAUCAUUGGCUACAUGGAGACGCGGCCAUUAGACGCUUUGGCCGUGGCGCAGCCCAAGUGCAAAAUCCACGAACUACCCGCCGUGCCCGUAACGAAUCUAACGCCCAAAUUGAAGCUGCUGUUCAAAGCGAUCUGGCAGACGUUGAGUCUGCUGAUGGCACUCAUCUCGAUACGGCGUCCCAAUUUUCUGCUCGUCCAAAAUCCGCCCGGCAUUCCCACGCUCAUCGUGUGCUAUUUGUAUUGCGCAGUAACGCGCACCAAGCUCGCCAUCGAUUGGCACAACUACAGCUAUACGGUUCUGGCGAUGGGCAUGGCCGGUGGCGAGCAGAGUCGCCUUAUCCGGUUGACCAGACGAUUGGAGCGCUACUUUGGCGCCAAGGCGCACACACAUUUCUGCGUCACUCAAGCCAUGAAGGAGGAUUUGCAACGCAACUGGAAUAUUGGGCCAGUUACUGUGCUGUACGAUCGUGCGCCGGCGCAAUUCCAUCCGAUUGAGUUGGCGCAAAAGCACGAUCUGUUCAUGAAGCUAUCGAAGGAUUAUGCACAAUUCAUGCCGCACUGCUAUGCGGAUCUGAAGCAGUCGGGCGUUGUCGAAUCGACGGCACUCACCCAGAAACUGUCGAAUGGGACUGUGCUCUUUAAGCCGCAACGGCAAGCGAUAGUUGUGUCGAGCACCAGCUGGACGCCCGAUGAGGAUUUUGGUAUACUUUUGCAGGCGCUGGAGUCAUACGAGUGCAUCGCAUUGGCCGAGCCGCAUGUAUAUCCCUCGCUGCUGUGCGUCAUCACCGGCAAGGGGCCGCAGAAGGCGCAAUACGAGGCGCAGAUAGCGAAAAGGCAAUGGCAAAAGGUGUCGAUUGUGACGCCCUGGCUGGAGGCGGAGGAUUAUCCCAGCAUUUUAGCCAGCGCCGAUCUUGGUGUCUCCCUCCACUGGAGCACCAGCGGCCUCGAUCUGCCCAUGAAAGUGGUGGACAUGUUUGGCAGCGGUCUCCCAGUCUGCGCAUAUAAUUUCAAAUGUCUGGACGAGCUGGUCAAGCAUGGCGAGAACGGUUUCGUUUUCAGCGAUCAUGUGGAGCUGUCGGAGCAGUUGCGCAUCUGGUUCGAGCACUUUCCGAACAAUCCCAGCAUUGUCGAGACUCGAUCGCGUUUCGGUCGCAGCCUGCACCAGUUCCAGGAGCUGCGCUGGCGCGAGAAUUGGCAACAACGUGCUGCACCCGUAUUGGAGGCAUUUCUUUAGGCAGUUCUUUUUCUUUUCUCUUUCUUUUUUUUUUGAUAAUCUUAAAUGUUUCCGAAUAAAGUUUUUUGACCACUACAGAAAGGCA